Solanum pennellii is the source of this 1116-nucleotide messenger RNA. Its product is annotated as WEB family protein At3g51220. The record is from RefSeq and is a predicted model, not a curated record. The transcript has 2 exons. The coding region runs from base 204 to 857 and encodes 217 amino acids. NCBI's taxonomy places the organism in Eukaryota, Viridiplantae, Streptophyta, Magnoliopsida, Solanales, Solanaceae.
CAGCUUGCCAUUAGACUACUUACUCAUCGACCUCACACUAGACCAAUCUCCAUUAUCAAAAUCUCUUAUAACUGAAUAUAUUUGAAGUAAAAGCAAAGAAACCUUCCAACCUUAUAGCAAUCAUCAUAAUCCAAUAAUAACAGUAAUAUUGUCUCACAUAUCUCUCAACCUCUCAAACAAAAAAAUAACAUCAUCAGCUAGCCAUGGAUUAUCAUUCCAACGUUGAUUCUUCACGCCCUUUUCGCUCCGUCAAAGAAGCUGUAGCCAUCUUCGGUGAACGAUUUCUAGCUAAAGAAAUCUAUUCUCCAAAGCCUUUCACAUUUCCAACCCAAGAAAGUCCAUGGAAUACAAACAAUUAUUCUCCAACAAGUGCUAAUUCAUGGAAAUCUGGUUCUUCACCAAGUCCUCAAGAUUUGAAUGAUCCUGUUGUUGUUGAAACACUGAAGAAGCUAGAAACUGAGCUCGAAGAAACAAAGGCGGAAUUGAAGCUCAUGAAAGCAAGAGAAUCUGAAACUGAAAUCGCGUUAGCUUCUUUAAACGCAGAGCUUCAUAAGAACAUGUCCAAAUUGGCUCAAGCUGAAGCAGCUCACGCAGGUGCAAUGGCAGCUGCAGCAAAAUCAUUGAAAAUGAACAAUGAAGAUAAGAAAAAGGAAAGGAGAUCAGUGACAUGGGAAUCAUCAUCACCAACAUUAGCAGAGAUGUUAACCAUUGGAGAAACAGAUGUAGGUUUGAUUGGGAAGAAAAAGGAAAAAAAGAAGAAGCCCAUUAUUCCACUUGUUGCAGACUUGUUCUCAAGGAAAAAAAGAAGUUCUACUAGUGUUGAUAAUCCACUUUUUGCUUCUUCUCAUCUUUUCUGAAAUUAAGAGAAAUGAGAACAACCCACACUAAUUACUAUAUAUCGUUGCUUGAUGUAACUUAAACUUUUUUCUUCUGGAUCUGUCGUUGAGUUUCAAGCUUGAGGAAACACCAUCAUAUUUUUAAUUUCGCGUGAUGCUCUUUUUUUUUGGUUUCUCUCAAAGUUUUAUGUUUCAUUUUUUUCAAUAUUUGCAUGUGUCAAUGAUCAAAUGAGCUUGUUCUAGAAGCAGUACUACUAUACUUUAUUAUUCUUUUUUUAUA